AUGUUUUGGCGUUUUGGAUUUCAUAAUCCUUCAGCUGUAGAUACUUUACUUGAACGCGAAGAUAUUACAUUGGAAGAAAUAUUGGAAGAAGAGGAUUUAUUACAAGAAGCCAAGUCUCAUAAUCAAAAGCUUAUCAAUUUUUUAUGUCAACCUUCUAACUGUGAAAAAUUACUCUAUUAUAUUACAGCCAAUGAUUUAGAAGAAGGUCAAAAAUUCAAGUAUCCAUUCUUAUGUUCUGAAAUCAUAGCAUGCGAAAUCCCUGCAUUGGUAGAAAUGAUUAUAUUGGAACAAAAAGAACUACUGGAAAAAUUUUGGCUCUUUUUGGAUCGACCUAUACAUCAAACUUCGUCUGAUAGUGAACAAGAAAAAGAUAAUAACGUGGAUCAUGGUUUGGAAUCUUUAUUAUCAUCUUAUUUUGCGAAAACUAUCACAGUUUUUCUAACAAAACAACCUGCUGAAAUGCUAGAAUUUAUCGAAUCCAAACCUGAAAAUUUGACCAAAAUUCUCAAUCAUCUUCAUAGUUCGGCUAUUAUGGAUUUAUUACUCACUUUGGUCCGUAUGGAAGAAUUACCUGAAGGAAAAGGCAUUGUACAGUGGUUAAGUGAUGGUGGCUUGAUGGACAAUUUAAUUGAUCGCCUAAAUCCUUAUUUAGAUACUGAAGAACACUCUAUUGCUCAACAAUGUAUCUGUGAAAUUAUUCGCUUGUCACAAACUAGUUUAUUAGAACAACCUAGUAUUGGAUUAAAUGAUUUGAUCAUCAAAUUGAAAAGUGAAGCAGUGAUGCGAAAAUUGGCUGGUUUUAUGCUUGAUCCAAAAGCUCCAAAUGCUACUUCUACUUUGAUUAAUGGUGUUACUAUUAUUAUUGAUUUGAUUCGACACAACAACAGUGAUAUGGAAAACGAUCCCAUGAUUGGAAAUAAUUAUGGCUACACUGGUAACAACAAUCCAAUGGUUCGUCCCACCCCAGUCUCAUUGGCCGAUAUGCUCAAAGUACUUUCUGACCAUGUUGUGGACUUUAACCGACUUUUGACUGAACCAAGAUCUGUGACUGGACCUAUGCGUACAUCUAUUGGUGAACAAACCCCACUUGGUUUUGAAAGACUCAAGAUUUGUGAACUCUUUGCCGAAUUAUUACAUUGUUCCAAUAUGUCCAACUUGAACGCAAUCGAAGAAAAAGUAAGAGACAGAACAAGUGAACUCAAGGAACCUGAAGUACAAGAUUUACCUAUGGGUGAUUAUCUCAAAUGGCAAUUGGUACAACACAAGGUGUUGCCAACAUGUACAAGUUUAUUUUUUGCCUUUCCUUGGAAUAACUUCCUUCACUAUGUUGCCUAUGAUAUGUUACAUCAAGUUUUUAAUGGCCGAAUGGAUAGAGGGUAUAACAGACUUCUUGCAUUAUCUAUAUUGAAGGAUGGUCAACUUACAACAAGGAUGGUCCAGGCUCAAAAAGAAAAUGAUGAAGAAUGGGCUAAGCCAAAAGGAAUGCGAUUAGGUUACAUGGGUCAUUUGACAUUUAUUGCUGAUGAAGUGAUCAAAUUAUUUGAAGGUUAUCCUGAAGCUAUUGUACAAGAUAUCAAGGAUGAUGUGGAUUUGGAUAGUUGGUAUCAAUAUUGUGAAACUGAACUCCGGGAAACCAAAGAACGUGAUUGUUUACCAUUGGGUGGGGAUCGACCUAACGAUGAGGAUGGUGGUAUGCGUGAAGAUGAUGACGAAGAAGAUGAAUUGGAUGGUGCGACUGCUAGUCAGUACUCCCAAUAUCUUGCUCAACGUGCAGCUGAUGGUGGAUUAGAAGAUGAUGAAGAUGAUGCUCAUUGGAUCACAAAUGACAAUAUCUAUGGUAAUGCUUUUGGUGUGAUGGGUGAUGGACACAAUCAAGUUGGUGGUAUUGAUGAUGAAGCAGAAUAUGACAGUGAUGAAGAUGAAGUCAUUACUCAAGAUUGGUCUCGUGGUUUUACUGAAUUCCCUCAGGCAAAUAUGCUUCGACGUACUCAAAGUCAUGUUGAGGAUGAAUAUGAUGAAGGUGAAAAUGGCGAUUAUGACCAUGUGAAGGAUGGACGACAGCAACAAAAUACAAUGAUGAAUCAUAACGAUGAAGAAGAGGAUGAUCCUUUUGGUGAAUUUGCAUCCAGUGAUAACGUGGGUCAAGACGAUGAUGAUAGCGCAUGGGCGGUGUCUACUACGAUGGAACAAAUGGAUAUUUCCGCGGAUAAAGGAAAGGAUAAUGUUGGAUUUGAUCAUAUUCCUGAAGAUCAUUAUGUACGCGCCAUUCGAACAAAAGAAGAAGAUGAACGAUAUAAAAAGGAAUAUCAAGCUGGACAAGAUGAAGAACAAGAAGGAGAAAUAUAG
Molecule: messenger RNA, 2346 nt
Organism: Halteromyces radiatus
Lineage: Eukaryota; Fungi; Mucoromycota; Mucoromycetes; Mucorales; Cunninghamellaceae
Product: SIT4 phosphatase-associated protein-domain-containing protein
Exons: 15
Coding region: 1-2346 (781 amino acids)
Cellular component (GO): nucleus; cytosol
Molecular function (GO): protein phosphatase regulator activity; protein phosphatase binding
Source: RefSeq, a predicted model, not a curated record